Messenger RNA from Bufo bufo (common toad), 1918 nucleotides. Its product is annotated as polyadenylate-binding protein 1-like. Gene Ontology annotation, cellular component: ribonucleoprotein complex. The transcript has 15 exons. The record is from RefSeq and is a predicted model, not a curated record. Lineage: Eukaryota; Metazoa; Chordata; Amphibia; Anura; Bufonidae. Gene Ontology annotation, molecular function: RNA binding. Bases 1 to 1899 code for a protein of 632 amino acids.
AUGCAGACUAGUGCUUAUAGCUGCAAUGCAGCGUCUCUCUAUGUAGGGGACCUCCGAACCGAGAUCACUGAGGCGAUGCUGUAUGAAAGGUUCGGUCCUGUCGGGAACAUACUGUCCAUCAGAGUGUGCAGAGACAAGAUCACCCGCCAGUCACUCGGCUAUGCUUAUAUCAACUUUCAGCAGCCGGCGGACGCGGAACGUGCCCUCGAUACAAUGAACUUUGAAGACAUGAAGGGCAAACCUAUGCGCAUUAUGUGGUGUCAGCGCGACCCGUCCCUACGAAAGAGCGGGGUUGGCAAUGUUUUUAUCAAAAACCUGGAGAAAUCCAUUGACAGUAAAUUGCUGUAUGAUACAUUUUCGGCUUUUGGCAAUAUCCUAUCAUGUAAGGUCGUAUGUGAUGAAAAUGGAUCUAAAGGCUACGGGUUUGUACAUUUCGAGACCCAGGAAUCGUCCCAGAAUGCCAUUAAUUCGUUGAAUGGUAUGAUCUUAAAUGACCAGAAAGUGUUCAUCGGAUAUUUCAAGUCCCGCAAAGAACGAGAACCUGAGCUUGUUGCCAGAGCGAUGUUCACAAAUCUUUACAUCAAGAACUUUGGGGAAAAUAUGGAUGACGAACGGCUCAGGGAACUGUUCAACAAAUACGGGCCUACACUGAGUGUGAAAGUUAUGACUGAUGAUAGCGGGAAGUCCAAGGGAUUCGGCUUUGUCAGCUUUGAGAAACAUGAGGAUGCACUAAGAGCUGUGGAUGAAAUGAACGGAAAGAAUGUGAAUGGUAGGUCCAUUUACGUUGGAAGAGCCCAGAAGAAAUCCGAAAGGCAAGCGGAUCUCAGGAGGAAGUUUGAACAAAUAAAGCAGGAACGCAUCACCAGAACGCAGGGCGUCAACCUCUACAUUAAAAAUCUUGCGGAUUGCAUUGACGACAAGCGGCUACAUCAAGCAUUUUCCCACUUUGGUAUCAUCACCAGUGCAAAGGUCAUGAUGGAUGGUGGACGCAGCAAAGGGUUUGGUUUCGUCUGUUUCUCCUCCCCCAACGAGGCCGCAAAAGCUGUCACAGAGAUGAACGGGAGGAUCAUAGCCUCCAAGCCCUUGUAUGUCGCCUUGGCGCAACGCAAAAAGGAUCGUCAAGCUAAUCUGGCCACUCAGUUCAUGCAGAAGAUGGAUCAUGUCCGAAUGGUAGUGAACCCGGUCACUAACACCUACCAGGCACUGCCACCCAACUAUAUGGCACCUGUUACACAGGCCCAGAACCACACUGUAUACUACCCAGCCGGACAGAUGGCACAGGCUAUGCCAAGUCCUAGCUGGACAACCCAAGGUAUGUGUUCAAUGCAUUCGUUCCAGAAUAUACCAAGAGCAAUCAGACUAGCGGCUCCCAGAUUAUCAACCUACGACACAAUGAGGCCCGCUCCUUCCGCCCCCCACGUUGUAUCAGUUCAACGAGUGGCCAAAACAACACAACAAACACUGGCACCUCAACCCACAGCUGCAGCGGUUGCCAGUUCUUCUGUCAUGUGCUCUGCUCCUCAGUAUCAGUAUACCGCAGCAGUGGUUGCUCCUCAGCAGCCCCUUAUUAUUCAGCCACAGGUUGCUGUGCAGCAGCCAGCUGUCAUUCAGGAAGAAUCACCAGCUACCUCCAUAUUGGCCCCUGCUCCUUCAGGCGACCAAAAACAAAUGCUGGGGGAACGGCUCUUCUGUCUAAUUCAAACCAUGCUCCCUUCGCUGGCAGCGAAAAUCACAGGCAUGUUGCUGGAGCUGGAUAAUUUGGACGUUCUCCACAUGCUCGAGUCACCAGAAUUUCUCCGUUCUAAGGUGGAUGAAGCUGUUGCUGUUCUUCAAGACCAUGAAGCUAAGCAAGUGGUGCACCAAGUCAUGAACAACGCUGCAGUAGUGGCAGCCGUCUAACAUGCCUCCGAGUUGUAGC